Acomys russatus (golden spiny mouse) is the source of this 2788-nucleotide messenger RNA. RefSeq names its product ATM interactor (gene Atmin). The transcript has 4 exons. Bases 1 to 2454 code for a protein of 817 amino acids. Gene Ontology annotation, biological process: regulation of transcription by RNA polymerase II. NCBI's taxonomy places the organism in Eukaryota, Metazoa, Chordata, Mammalia, Rodentia, Muridae. Gene Ontology annotation, molecular function: DNA-binding transcription factor activity, RNA polymerase II-specific; transcription cis-regulatory region binding. Gene Ontology annotation, cellular component: nucleus. The record is from RefSeq and is a predicted model, not a curated record.
AUGGCGGCAACGGAGGCGGCGGCGGCUGAGUCUGCGGCUCCGGUCCCGGGUGUCCCGGUCAUGCCGGCGAGCACGCGGGGAGCCGCCGCCGCCUCAAGCCCGUGGGGGCCGUCGGUGUCGCGGCUGCAAAGCAGCCGACCUCGACUGGCCAGGGCUCAGGCCGCGGCCCCAGUGCCGCCGGCCCGGGAGCUGAUCCAGCCGUCUGUGAGCGAGCUGUCCCGGGCUGUGCGCACCAAUAUUCUGUGCACUGUGCGCGGCUGCGGCAAAAUCCUGCCCAACAGUCCUGCGCUCAACAUGCACCUAGUCAAGAGCCACCGACUGCAGGAUGGCAUAGUAAAUCCAACAAUAAGAAAAGAUUUGAAAACUGUGCCGAAAUUCUACUGCUGUCCAAUCAAAGGCUGUCCUCGAGGUCCUGACAGACCUUUUUCUCAGUUUUCUCUGGUGAAACAGCACUUUAUGAAAAUGCAUGCAGAAAAGAAGCACAAAUGCAGUAAAUGCAGCAAUUCCUAUGGCACCGAGUGGGACCUGAAAAGACACGAGGAGGAUUGCGGCAAGACCUUCCAGUGUACGUGUGGCUGUCCCUAUGCCAGCAGAACCGCACUGCAGUCUCAUAUCUACCGAACUGGCCAUGAGAUCCCUGCAGAACACAGAGACCCUCCUAGUAAAAAAAGGAAAAUGGAAAGCUACCUGCAAAGCCAAAAGUUGUCCAGUAAAAUUGAGCCACUGAGCGAUCAACCAGCCCUUCACCAAGACGCUCAUGAACUAGAGGCUGCAGAAGUAAAGCUAGCAGCGUCAUUUGAAGACUCGUGCGGCUCCCACGCCAAAAAGCAGAGCGUCCCACCUCCUCCCAGGUGCCCCCAGAAGUUGCUUUUACCAAAGCCCAAGGUGGCUCUGGUCAAACUUCCAGUCAUGCAGUUUUCGCCUGUGCCUGUCCUGGUGCCUGCAGCGGAGUCCUUGGCCCAGCCUGUGGUGUUCGGUGUGGAUCAGGGUUCUGCAGCAGGUGCUGUGCACUUAGUUCCCUUGUCCGUAGGAACCCUGAUCCUCAGCCUUGAUGCAGAGGCCUGUUCUCUGAAGGAGAGCCUACCUCUCUCAAAAAUUGUCAGUCCUAUUGUUGAGCCGAUCAGUACAGGUGUUCAAGUGAACUUGGGUAGAACUCUGUGUAGUCCUUUACAAGAACUAGGGAGUGCGUGCCAGAAGAGCAGCAUUUCCUCAAUCAACGUGCAGACGGAUCUGUCCUACGCCUCACCCAACGUGAUACCUUCUGCUCAGUGGCUUAGCCCUGAUUCCUCCGUGUCAUCGUGUUCUCAGACUGACCUGUCAUUUGAUUCUCAAGUGUCCCUUCCCAUCAGUGUCCACACCCAGACAUUGGUGCCCAGCUCUAAGGCCACUUCCUCCAUAGCCGCUCAGACGGAUGCAUUUAUAGACUCCUGUUUCCAGCCAGGUGGGAUCUCCAGAGAAACCCAAACCGGCAGGCUGCAAAAUCCCACAGGUGAUCCAGUGCAGGUGAGCCACACUGGCCUGUGUGGGGACAUUUUUGAAAGUGUCCAUCCGUCGUACAGCAUUCCCACAGACAACAUCAUGAGCAACAGUUUAGUCACCGAGACAGUGGCUCACGGCCUGUUACCUCAGAAUGACCCUAAGAUAUUAAGCCAAGUCAUUGAAAAGUCUGCACCCAUGUUAAACUUCAGUGCCCAGAACAGCAUGCUUCCUUCACAGACCAUGACAGAUAAUCAGACCCAAACCAUGGAUUUACUGAGUGACUUAGAAAAUAUCUUGUCAAGUAAUCUGCCUGGUCAAGCUCUGGAUAACCGGAGUCUUUUGUCUGACCCAAACCCCGGGUCAGAUGCCCAGCUCCCUUCAAGCUCAGCCCAGAAUUCCGGGAUCGAUUUUGAUAUUGAAGAGUUUCUCUCAGCCUCAAAUAUCCAGACUCAGACUGAAGAGAGUGAACUCUGCACCGUGAGCACUGAGCCGGCCUUGGAGUCCCUGGACAUCGAGACGCAGACUGACUUCUUCCUCACAGACCCCGCCGCGCAGCACUACGGGUUCAGGGGAGGUUCGAGCUUCCUAGGCCUUGAGAUGUUUGACACGCAAACCCAGACAGACCUGAACUUCUUCUUAGACAGUAGUCCUCGCCUGGCCCUGGGCAGCAUCCUCAAGCACUCCAGCUUCUCCAUAAGCACUGACUCUUCCGACACCGAGACCCAAACGGACGGCGCCACCGCAGCUCGACAUGCGCCUGCCCUGGAGGGCAAGGUCCAGUUGAGCAGCACAGAGACGCAGACCAUGAGCCAUGGCCUCGAGCCCCUGGGGAACUCGUUCCUCACCAGCAAUGAGACCCAGACGGCAAUGGAUGACUUCCUUCUUGCCGAUUUGGCCUGGAAUACAAUGGAGUCCCAGUUCAGCUCUGUGGAAACCCAGACAUGCGCAGAGCUGCACGCUGUCUCCAGCUUCUGAAGGUACAGCCAGGCUCCCCGACCCCACUUCGUGGGUUUAGAACAUGGGGAAAGGACGGCGAGCGGCGCCGACGGGGGAUGUAGCUGGUGGGGCAGCUAUUUAGAGUCUGCAGUUCUUGGCGUUUUGUACUUGUGAACACAAGACUGGUGUACAAAUGUGAGUGUAUUAUAAAGUGUAAGGUGUUGAUCUAAAACGUUUCAAUGUCGCAUAUGUUUGCCCCUGUGUAGCUUUUCUUUCUACCUUAAAAACAGCAUUUCACACUGUAAAGCUUAGAGCCAUUUAGCUGAAGCCAAGCUUGCCAGGUAGGAGGGCACAAGCCUUGCGACUGCUGUAG